This is a messenger RNA of Colletotrichum gloeosporioides, 1335 nucleotides long. Its product is annotated as Exoglucanase 1. The coding region runs from base 1 to 1335 and encodes 444 amino acids. Gene Ontology annotation, biological process: carbohydrate metabolic process. Lineage: Eukaryota; Fungi; Ascomycota; Sordariomycetes; Glomerellales; Glomerellaceae. The transcript is spliced from 6 exons. The record is from RefSeq and is a predicted model, not a curated record. Gene Ontology annotation, molecular function: hydrolase activity, hydrolyzing O-glycosyl compounds.
AUGCGCCCAGUGCUAAUUAUCUCAUCUCUGGCGCUUCUCGCUGAGGCGCAAAAGGUGGGCGACCUGCAGCAAGAGAUCCAUCCGAAGCUCUCCUGGAAGCAAUGUACCAGCUCCGCCUGCGACACAGUCCAAGGUGAGAUCACCAUCGACGCAGAGUACCGCUGGAUCCACGUCGUCGACGACUGGCACAGCUGCUUUGAGCGCCAGGAAUGGCAGACGGACUACUGCAACUCGACGCAAUCGUGCACCGAGCGCUGUGCCGUCGACGGCGCCUACUACCCCGGCUACGGCAUCGUGACCAACGGCGAUUCCAUCUCCCAGCAAUAUGAGACGCCGAUCGAUUUCAGCAAGAGCCGAAACUCCAGGGUGUUCUUGAUGGAGGGGGGCGGGGAUAAGUAUCAGACGUUCUCGCUGCUUGGGAACGAGCUUGCGUUCGAUGUUGACUUGGGCACGGUGCCGUGCGGGUUGAAUGGCGCAUUGACGUUUUUGGCCAUGGACGCUGAUGGGGGGCUGGAGAGAUAUGAGGGGAAUGAGGCGGGUGCGAGGUACGGGACGGGGUAUUGUGAUGCGUCGUGUACGAGAUCGGUGAGAUUUGUCGGCGGUGAGGCUAACUUUGACGGUUGGCAUCCUUCCGCUUGGGAUCCUCUUCGAGGCGAGGGCAACCGCGGCGCAUGCUGUCCCGAGUUUGAUGUCUGGAACUCCAACUCCAGAGCUUUCCAGACGUCGUCCAAGAUAUGCAGCCGCAUAAACUCCUAUUCCGUUUGCGAAAACGAGGCUUGUGGCGAGGAACGCCUGCGGCAGUGCGACGGUGGCGGCUGCGAUUAUAACCCGUACAGGCUUGGUGUCACGGACUUUUACGGGAUCGGAGGGGACGUGGAUACGUCGAAGAAGUUUACAGUCGUCACUCAGUUCGCGGAGGACAAGAUCGCCAAGUUCUUCAUCCAGGACGGCAAGAGAAUCGAUGCUCCAUCCCCGGCUCUGCCGAACUUCCCUGACGCCAAUGGGUUGAGUAAGGAGUAUUGCCGGGCCAAGACCUGGCAGUUUAGUGAGCCGGAUACCUUUGAGGCUCUUGGAGGCGUGGCCCGCCAGAACGACAUCCUACGCCGGCCUAUGGUGAUGGCCUUGUCCAUCCAGGAUGAUUACUAUGCUUGGAACCUUUGGCUCGAUUCCACCUACCCCGUCGACAGAGGCAAUGAUCCUGGCGGAAUUCGGGGUCCUUGUCCAUGGCAGGAGAAUGACCCGAAUGACUUGGACACGCAGUGGGGUUGGUCGAAAGCCAAGAUCGCGUGGUCAAAUAUCCGCUUCGGGCCCAUUGGAUCUACCAUCGAUAUCUGA